Messenger RNA from Xyrauchen texanus (razorback sucker), 1917 nucleotides. RefSeq names its product PSME3-interacting protein-like. Gene Ontology annotation, cellular component: nucleus. The transcript has 8 exons. NCBI's taxonomy places the organism in Eukaryota, Metazoa, Chordata, Actinopteri, Cypriniformes, Catostomidae. Bases 148 to 900 code for a protein of 250 amino acids. The record is from RefSeq and is a predicted model, not a curated record.
UUAGCCACGCACGUUCGAGCUUCAGAUCAAUAUCAGGCCCUGCAGCUGUUCUGCAUGGAAAUACUAAAGUUGUAAUCUCCUGCAGAUGACUUCAUGAACUGCUUGCCUUGUUUAUACUGAUCAAAUUGACACCAUUUAGGUGCUACCAUGGCAGAUGGUGUGGACCUCACCCGAAAGUUUGUGUCUGAGUCUGAACUAGAAGACAAAAGAAAGAAAAGACAGGAAGAAUGGGAGAAGAUCCGCAAGUCUGAUGAUCCAGAGGAGGUCCCAGAAGAAGAGUACGACCCCCGAUCUCUAUUCGAGAGGCUACAAGAGCAGAAAGACAAGAAACAGGAGGAUUACGAGGAGCAGUUCAAAUUCAAGAACAUGGUUAAAGGACUGGAUGAAGAGGAGACAAGCUUUCUUGAGGAGGUGUCACAGCAGCAGUGUCUAAUAGAGAAACGCAGGCAUGAUGAGGAAGCUAAGGAGAUAAAAGAAUACAGGAGUGCUCUUCAGAAGCGGGCUAUCAGCGAGAGCCAAAAGAAGGAGCCAGAGAAAAAAGCAGGACCUAAACCAUCAGAACAAAAGACCAGUCACCUUUCUCAGGCCCAUCUGUUGGCUGGGGCAGUCAAACGGCGCAGCUCAUCUCUGUCUUCAGAAGGAAGUAAAAAGCAGAAAGUAGAAGAGACAGCUGCUGGCAAUGGCAGUCAGACAGAGCAGGAGGCGGGUGAGCCUAAAUCCCUUGGCAUGGGUGUGACUCACUCGGGCGUUCUCCACCUGCCCUCCGCCGCUGUAUGCGUGGGCAUUCUGCCAGGGCUUGGAGCUUACUCGGGCAGCAGCGAUUCUGAGUCCAGCAGCGACAGUGAAGGUAGCGUGGACGAGAUUGGCUUUCCCAUAAAGCGCCACAGGCUCUUCAGAUAGACACAUUUACAGAUCACACUCCUAAGUCUCACACUCUCCCUGUACACCUGUGCUGUAUUGCCCAAGGCUCGGGCUCCAACCCCUUGCCUACUCAGCGGUGUGGAGCAAAAAUCAGUACCUAAAAUGAUUUAGCUCCUUGGGUGUCUCUUAUUUCAGCUGAAUACUUUGUGUUUAAAGUUUGGAUAGGUCUGUUUAAUUUUUUGCUUAAUGUUUAUUAAUGGCAAUGUAAUGUUAAUUUUGAUUUUGGUUGUUGUUGAUGUGUUGUACUCUCAAAACAUGACAAUUCCCCCAUCCUCCUCCAUAUUACGUUUCAUACAGUUUAAACCCCUGGCAGCUUAACCUGGUGACACACCUACCCACCUGCCCCUGCGGCUUCUGCUGAGCUAGUGGCCAAGGGGACACUGACUGACUGACUGACUUCCAAGGAUCAAGAAGACUGCUAAAUCAAACUUUAAGUCCAGAUCUCUGACAUCAUCACAAGACAAAUCAGACAUAUUUUGGGCAGUGCCUGUUUGAAGAUGAUUAAAUGUCUUGAUUAAGUUUUAAGUUUCUUUGACUUUUAAAAAACUGAAUGCUGCAAUGCUAAAUGCUGGAAUUUUCAUUAACCGUGCCCUAUAAGGACAUGAAAUGUGCGUGUGACAUUCAUUGGAAUGAAAAUGAGGAUGAAAAUAAAGAUGUUUCUCAUGUAGUUAUGCUUUUUUCCUUAUCAUUUUCUGUUUCUUAUCACAGUCAAUGUGAAAUGGUAUUCAUAACCUGUUUAACAAUAGCCUUCAACAAUGUUUAAACCAGGGACUAAAAAAAAAAAUGUCAUGACACCAAAGGCCAAAGAGUUUAUAACAAUACAUUUUUGAAACUACACUUCAAAUGAAACGUGUGCUAUGAUCCUGAAGGAAAUCCCAGAUUUCUUUGCCUAAUUGCACACUGUGGAUGUCGUAUUCUGUGGCUGAAGACCUUUUUCACAACUAUGUAUAAUUACUACAUGUACUGUACAUGCACAGCUUAUCCAGAUACAAAGAA